This is a messenger RNA of Chondrus crispus (carragheen), 918 nucleotides long. Its product is annotated as HAD-like hydrolase family protein. Gene Ontology annotation, molecular function: hydrolase activity. The coding region runs from base 1 to 918 and encodes 305 amino acids. The record is from RefSeq and is a predicted model, not a curated record. Lineage: Eukaryota; Rhodophyta; Florideophyceae; Gigartinales; Gigartinaceae. The transcript has a single exon.
AUGGCGGCGUUUGUUUCGGCACUAGCACCGAGCGUGUUUCUUGGAGAAGGCGUGAAACCGGUGGCCGUGUGCCGGUCACGAAGCACACACGUGCGUCGCGCGCGCGGCGUUUCGCAACGGGUGUCGAUGGGGUUGGAUGCUCUGCUGUUUGACUGUGAUGGGGUGCUGGCAGACACGGAGCGAGAUGCGCACCGGGUGGCAUUUAACCUGGCGUUCAAGGAGCGUGGAUUGAAGGAUGUGUGGGACGAGGCAUUGUACGGGAAGCUGCUGGAAACGGGUGGUGGGAAGGAACGGAUGACGGCAUACUGGAGCAGCGAGUCGUCAUGGCCCGAGGAUGUGGCGAAAGACAGCGAUGCUCAGAAGGAGAUGGUGAAGGAACUGCACGCGCGUAAGACAGCCAUCUUCAUGGAACUUGUGGACUCUGGUAAGGUGCCACUGCGACCGGGUGUUGCGCGGCUUGUUGGAGAGGCAAGCGAAGCUGGCGUGCCGAUGGCUGUGUGUUCGACGAGCAAUGAGAAGGCUGUGCAACGAAUUGUGGACCAACUAGGGGAGGCUGCGGAGGGAAUCCAGGUGUUUGCCGGUGAUGUUGUACCGAAGAAGAAGCCGUCGCCGGACAUUUAUUUACUCGCGGCGAUCAAACUAGGGGUAGACCCGCAGAAGGUGUGUGUUAUUGAGGACAGCUUCAUUGGCCUGGCUGCGGCUCGUGCUGCCGGAAUGCCGUGCGUUAUCACAAAGAGUACGUACACUGCUGGGGAAGACUUCGGGCAGGCGCAGAAGGUGGUAAACUCACUGGAGGAUCCGUUGACAACAUUAGCGGACCUCACGCGUAUGGUAGAAAGCCCGGGCAGGGGCCAACCUUCUGGUGGUAGAGGGCGUAUGCGAAGGUUGCGAAGACGAUAUGGAUCGAGUUACUUGUAA